Dimorphilus gyrociliatus is the source of this 1122-nucleotide messenger RNA. Lineage: Eukaryota; Metazoa; Annelida; Polychaeta; Dinophilidae. The record is from the annotation of a GenBank genome assembly.
ACCCGAUAGGAGGCGUUUCUCUUAACAUACGAAGAACUCAUCUGGUUUUAAAAUUCGGACUUUUCUUUCAAAUAGUUUCUUAAACAAAUACGAAAAAUUAUGAUAAAAGCAAUUUUAGUCUUUAAUAAUCAUGGAAAACCCAGGAUGAUGAAAUUCUACCAAUAUUACGCAGAAGAUAUGCAACAGCAAAUUGUAAGAGAGACUUUUCACCUAGUAUCAAAGAGAGAUGAUAGUGUAUGUAAUUUUCUAGAAGGAGGAACGUAAGUGGACAUUUAUUUAUCCAAUUCUUAAAACAUUAAACAUUCCCAAUGGAAAACACUUGCAUCAAAGUAGCUACUAAUUUUUUUCCUAACGUUAUUAUUUCUUCCGUCCUAAAUAGAUUAAUAGGAGGAUCAGAUUUUAAGAUAAUCUACCGUCACUACGCAACGUUAUAUUUUGUCUUUUGCGUCGAUUCGUCCGAAAGUGAAUUAGGAAUUUUGGAUUUAAUACAAGUUUUCGUUGAAACGUUGGACAAGUGUUUUGAAAAUGUUUGUGAAUUGGAUCUUAUUUUUCAUGUAGAUAAGGUUCAUUAUAUUCUGUCAGAAAUGGUGAUGGGUGGUAUGGUACUCGAAACCAAUAUGACGGAAAUAUUAACACGAGUCAAUGAACAGGAUAAAAUUGAAAAGGAAGAGGUUCCCCAACUUUACUAUUAUUUUUAUAGUCUAUUUUUUUGUUCUUUCCACUGUAUUUUAACAUUUUCUUUUAAUUUUCCUUAUUUUUUGUUUUUUAAAAAAAAAAACAAAAACAAAACAAACAUUCUCCUUUAAAUUUAUAUAUCAUAAAAUAGGCUGGAAUAACCGCAGCACCAGCAAGAGCCGUUUCAGCCGUUAAGGAAAUGAAUCUCCCUCAAAAGAUCAAAGAUAUAAAGCUACCAGAAUUACCGUCGAUUGGUGGAUUGAAAUUUUAAUUGCAAUUAACUUUUCUAGUCAAUAAAUACUUUUUAAAGAAAGAAUUCCAAAAAGAAGAUGGAUGAAUCAAGGAUAUUUUUUAAAAAUAUCACAGAUUUAAUAUCCUGUGAUGGAAUGUAAAAAAUGAACAAGUUAUAUUAAAAUACAUACAAAUUUCUUUGACGUGAGAAUAUGU